AGCAGCUAAUUCAAUCCCACCUCUUGACUCUCUCUUCUGCUUCCUCACAACAACCUCACUACACCCCAGUCGACAGCAACAUAUAUUGCCAAAAUGGCGGUCGGAGCGCGCAUUGCCAGCGGCUUUUUCAAUGGAAUCUUUCGAAAAAACGCCGUCUUCCUGACGACAGUCUUCGCUGGUGCUUUCGCAUUCGAGAUGGCCUUCGACACAACUACAGAUGCUCUGUGGGACAGCUGGAACAAAGGGCGGCAAUGGAAAGAUAUCAAGCACAAAUAUAUGACCGUUGCCGAAGAUGAAGAAUAAGAAGCCCAACAGCUUGGCCGACGAAGAGACAUGGCAACGAAGAGCAUAGAAUCAAUUGGACGGAGUCGCGGAUCGUCGUUCUAUGGCAAGAGAUUCCAUUCGCGCUGUAUAUAAGUACGAUGCACCAAAAUCAAAGCAAUUUCCUACAA
Molecule: messenger RNA, 452 nt
Organism: Exophiala mesophila
Lineage: Eukaryota; Fungi; Ascomycota; Eurotiomycetes; Chaetothyriales; Herpotrichiellaceae
Exons: 5
Coding region: 94-303 (69 amino acids)
Biological process (GO): mitochondrial electron transport, ubiquinol to cytochrome c
Source: RefSeq, a predicted model, not a curated record